This is a messenger RNA of Cololabis saira (Pacific saury), 4451 nucleotides long. RefSeq names its product rho GTPase-activating protein 29-like. Gene Ontology annotation, cellular component: cytoplasm. Gene Ontology annotation, molecular function: GTPase activator activity. Gene Ontology annotation, biological process: activation of GTPase activity; signal transduction. Lineage: Eukaryota; Metazoa; Chordata; Actinopteri; Beloniformes; Belonidae. The record is from RefSeq and is a predicted model, not a curated record.
AUGUACAGUGAGUCGAUGCGAUCAACUUUCUGCCUUUGUUGGACUUACUUUUUGCCUCAUGGAUACUUUAGGGUUUUCACAUUUUCCGACUGACUAGAAAUUGCAUGUUUGGAUAUUUUGGCCACUAUGUCAGUAUACUGCGGAGAAGCCGUCCAGAGGCGAGAGCAUCGUGGUGAGUUCAGGGGUUAGCUGGAUAGCUGGGAGAUUGUAACUCCAGCUGCUCCAGCUGCUCCAGCUGCUGGGAUGCUGCGGAAGAGCAGCAGCACUGGUGGCUUUGGGACAAAGCAAGCACAGGGGCCGCCACGGCACCAGUCCAGACCCGAGCUGGAGCCGGAGCCUCUGCCGGCCAGAUCCGCCAACACCUGGGCCAGGGGGCGAAGCACCAAGAACCCCAACCCUCUGCACAAUGCGGGGCUCUCCACCCGCUUGAUGGGGGCUCCGGGGGUCGACCCCGACUACGUGAUGCAGCUGGUGAAUGAUGUGAGGGGGUUUGCGGAUGUGCUGCUCAGCCUCAAGGAUGCUUUCCAGCACACAGAAAACCUGGAAGGUCUUCAGGAGGUGGUGCAGGAACGUCUGGCUGAGUUACUGCGAGUCCUCAAGGGCGUCAUCGGUAAACAUCAGACCCUCAACUCGGCAGAUAUCCUCGGAGCCGCUGGCACGGUCAUCGCUAAGGUCAAAGGCCUUAACUUCAAGGAAGUGAACCCAGAAAACAAAAAAGCUAUAUUUGGCGAAAUAUACACAUCCAUUGACACUUUGGCAUUCACAUUCGGCAAUGUAGUUUCUGACUUCCUUAUGGGAGAUGUGGACAGCAGCUCAGGGUUGGGGAUCCCCCAGACCAGGCGAAGCAGGUCUUUCGACAACCUCUCUGUGGAUCCUGAGGAAUAUAUUCCAGAGAAAAGUGAUCUAGUGGGUUCAGAGGUGCCACCGUCACGGGAGGAAGAAGUCGACUUAACCCUGCUGAAGAAUGACAGCGGGGUGGAGUCCGCGCUGCUCUACGCCAAGGCGUGCUCCAAGUACAUCAAAGACCUGCUGACCUGGAUGGAAAAGCGUCUGGCCAUGGAUAUUGAAUAUGCUAAAAGCUACGCCAAAAUGGCUGAGUCUGCAAGGACACUGGCCAGUCAACAGGACUACAUGGCAUUCAGCGACGUCUACGUCUCAACGUUCAAGAGCGACAUUGAAUAUAACCAGCUGCUUAUUCAAACCGCCGUGGCUCUUCAAACCAAUAAAUUCAUCCAGCCUCUUCAGACUCGCAAAAAUGAGCUGGACAAGAUGAGGAGGGAUAUCAAGGAGCAGUGGCAGAGGGAACAGAAGAAGAUGCAAGAGGCAGACACAACCUUGCGUAAAGUGCGAGCGCUGAAGGCCCAGAGGAGAGAGGAGUACCAGAAAGCUCACUCGUCUGCAAACCGCUCCCAGGAGGAGCUGCAGUCCAACGCUGGCAACAAGCAGCUGGAGAAGAAGAGGAAGAUGGAAGAGGAGGCUCUGCAGAAGGCUGAGGAGGCCCAGGACCAGUACCAGAGCUGUAUGGCUGACGCAGGCGUCAGAAAGAUGGAUCAAGCCAACGCUAAGCGCACAUUCCUCACACAGAUCCGAGAGAUGAUCUUCCAGUGUGACCUCACGCUCAAAGCUGUGACAGUGAACUGGUUUCAGAUGCAGCAGGCGCAGAACGUGUCGGUUCCUGCCCACUUCCAGGUCCUGACCGACAAUGCCAAGUUGUACGAACCGGGAGAAUGUUACGCCGAGUUCGUCCGAAACCUGCCCAAACAUCUGCCCAAAGAGCGCCUUCACUCAGACUCCAUCUCCUCCGACAUCUCCAGGUUUGGGUUCAACAAGAGGUCAGUGGGCAGCACACAUUCCUCCCAGGGCAACCUGUCACAGGUGUCCAUCACGUCGUGUGAAGUGUUGAGCGGAGAUGACGGGGACAACCCCCUGCGCCGGCCCGCAGGCAUCAGCGAGCAGCGCUCCAACAGCAGCACGGACAUACAGGGACUGAGGAGCCAGGCUCCGCUGAAGGCCUGGGCCUCCGGCAGCCAGGGCAGCCAGGGCGGCAUGUGCAGCGACUCGGAGAGCGCUGGCGGCAGCAGCGAGUCGCGCUCCAUGGACUCCCCCACUGCUAGCCCAGGUGACUUCAAGCGCCGGCUGCCCAGAACUCCUUCCACCGGGACCAUGUCUUCAGCCGACGACCUGGACGAGAGGGAGCCGCCUUCCCCCUCAGACAACGGUCUGGCGGAGAUGGUGAUGGAGACGGCUAGUUCUCCCGGUCCCUUCCGAAAUGCUCAGAUGUCCAAAGCUGCUCAAACCCAUAAGCUAAGAAAACUACGAGCCCCAUCCAAGUGCAGGGAAUGUGACAGUCUGGUUGUUUUCCACGGAGCCGAAUGUGAAGAGUGCUCGCUGGCCUGCCAUAAGAAGUGUCUGGAGACGCUCGCGAUCCAGUGUGGUCACAAGAAGCUCCAGGGCAGACUACAGCUGUUCGGUAUCGACUUUGCUCAAGCAGCAAAAAACAGUUCGGAUAGUAUUCCUUUUAUCAUCAAGAAGUGCACGUCUGAGAUCGAGAGCCGAGCCCUCAACAUCAAGGGCAUUUAUCGCGUGAAUGGGGCCAAAUCCCGCGUGGAAAAGCUGUGUCAGGCAUUUGAAAAUGGAAAGGACUUGGUGGAGCUGUCUGAACUCUCGCCUCACGACAUCAGCAACGUCCUCAAGCUCUACCUGAGACAGCUGCCGGAGCCGCUGAUCCUGUACCGAUUCUACAAUGAUUUCAUCGGCUUGGCCAAAGAGUGCCAGCGGGCGAUCGUGGAGGAGAAAAAGAGCAGCGAGCCGGAAGACAAAGCCGUGACGAGCGCCAAGCUGACCAGAGUCAUUUUGAAGAUCAGAGACCAACUACACCGGCUUCCCAAAGCCAACUACAACACGCUGAGCUUCCUCGUCGCCCAUCUAAACACGGUCACUAAACAGGCCGAGGAGAACAAGAUGACGGCGAGUAACCUGGGCAUCAUCUUCGGCCCCACCCUGAUGAAGCCUCGGCAGAUCGACGCGGAGGUGUCGCUGUCCUCCCUGGUGGACUAUCCCUACCAGGCGCUGAUGGUGGAGCAGCUGGUGCGACACUUCCACACGGUCUUCGCCCCACCGCCCCUCCCCGGUUCUAACAUCGGCACCACGGGCCUCGCUUCUCCUAAACUGACCCCGCAAGAGAAGGUGCGACAGCUCAGCAGACACUCCACCUCCCUGAUGGACAUCAAAGAGAGCACCAAAGCAUACAAGAGAUACUCGUCUAUAAUCCCGUCCUCCCACAUCCUGGACGAGGUGCAGGAGGUCCAGCCGGGGAGAGACGUGGCGGAGGUUUCAGCGGCGGACAAACCCAACGGGGACGUGCAGAAGUCCACCCUGGUGUUCGGCCGUCUCCACCACACCGCCACGUCCUCAUCCGGCUCCAGCGCGGCUCCCAAGGUGCAGCUCCGGCCCCAGCGCGCCAGACACACGUUCCGGCCCAUCAGCAUGCCGCUGGAGCGCCUGCCCGCCCCGCCGCAGGGCUUUGACGACGUCGACGGAAACUCAACGAUCACAGAAACUAUUCCCGAGACGCCGGAGCCGGAGCGGGCUCGCCUGGGAGGCUCGUCCAGGGUGAGCACCUAUUACAUCACUCCGUUCAUCGACACGCAGACCAUGCAGAGGAAGGCGUGGGACAGGAAGUACAAGCACUAUGACGUGACGCCCAGGACUGCUAUGAUAGUGGCCAGCUCCGGGCUGCAGCCCGUAAAGACGGCGGCAACCUCGGCCUCCGCUGCCCCCGCCACGAGCAGCCUGAGCUCAGCAUUCUCCACCAACCCCUACUCACUAUCAACCAAGUCUGUCUGGACUUCUAAAAGGGAAAAAGACGCUGAAAACACAGGCAGCGAGUCUAUAAGCUCAGCAAACCUUCCACUAACACUCAGGGCACCACGGACUCUUCAGCCUCCACCUGGGACUUUCUACAAGCCCCCACCUUCCUUUAACAGUAAGGCUCGGACCCUUGCUAACUGGACUACGACUACGGCCGCCGCCGGCAGCAGCAGCAGCAGCCAGUCGCCCCCGCCCCCCUCCAGCCCCGGCCCCGCCGCUCCCACGCAGCCCCGGCUGCAGACACACGACUCCACGGACAGCGGCUUCGACCCCGGGGUCUCCACCUCCACCACCGUCUCGCCCCAACAGUCGCCCCCCCCCAGCAGCCCCGACGACCUCAGCCCCAGCGACACCAAACCGCUCUACCAAAGACUGCGGCCGCGCGGGGUGCAGGAGCUCGAGCACAGAGAAGCUCAUUUUGUCUAAUGCCAAAAAAAAAAAAACCAUAUCAGCUGUAAAUAUUAAUCUGUACAAACAUUUUUAUCAGAAAACUGAGGAUAAGAGGAUGUUUAAGCAUGUGAAAGUAAACCAUGAAAGUGUUAAAAGUACUAAUAUAUUCUAUUCUACAUGUUGACGGCAGA